AUGUUUACCGCAAUAGAGAGAAUUCGGACCGACUCUGAAGGUAUCCAAUAGAGGAGAGAUGCCUAACCUGGAGAGCAGCUGGCCUGACUGGAAGUACCCGGAGUGGAGGGAGAAGGGAGGACAGUUGACAGCAGACGGAUGGCUUGAGGGCCGGAGGGAAGUGGAUGGAGCCGAGGGGCUGUGGAGAGUUCAUGAUGGUCUGUACGAGUUGUCUUCUUGGGUCCACUCCCACCCCGGUGGCUCCCAGUGGCUUGAAAUCACUAAGGGGACUGAUAUAACUGAAGCAUUUGAAGCUCACCAUAUUGGACCUCUGGCCUCAAAAAAUGCUGGAGAACUUUUAUGUCAGACCUGCAAAAACCCCAAGGAAUUCAGCUUUUACUUUCCAUCCUGA
Homalodisca vitripennis (glassy-winged sharpshooter) is the source of this 391-nucleotide messenger RNA. Its product is annotated as cytochrome b5-related protein-like. Gene Ontology annotation, cellular component: mitochondrion. NCBI's taxonomy places the organism in Eukaryota, Metazoa, Arthropoda, Insecta, Hemiptera, Cicadellidae. Bases 59 to 391 code for a protein of 110 amino acids. The transcript is spliced from 2 exons. The record is from RefSeq and is a predicted model, not a curated record.